UGGUCCGGAGAGUGUCUCGCCUGACGAUGUUGCUGAUGAAUUGAACUUUGAAGAGAGAAGGUUAAUGAAGUUGAAGUGCUCGGGGGAAAUGCUCGAACAAGGAAUAACAUAUAUGCCCCAGGCUAUUCUAGAUGAGGUUGAGGCAACAUGGAUGUCAUCCAUUAGGAUUGAACAGCAAACCAGUUCUGCCGGUCGUAAUAGCCGGCAGCAAUACUGACCCCAAGGAAAUCUCUUACGGCUUACCUUAUCUUAUCUUGCUUCAUACAUGGCGUCGAAAGCAAGGACAGUGGAUAUCAACGAGGAUGUCACAAAGUCCCUCAGAAAAUUUCGGUUUCAGCGUAGGAGUCAGGGACACGCAGCAAUCGUUAUCAAGAUCGACAAGGCUGCUCUCAAGAUGGCUGUAGACGAGGAGUAUGACAAUAUUUCGAUCGAAGACCUUGUCGAGGAGCUACCCCGAAACUCUCCCAGAUAUGUCAUGUUGUCAUAUGAACUCAAACACCGCGAUGGCAGGAUCUCAUUCCCACUCGUGCUUAUCAACUGGGCCCCAUCAUCAUCCGAGACAACCAUGAUGACAUUGCAUGCUAGCGCCCUCCUUGACUUCCAAAGAGUCGCAGAAGCAAACAAGACUAUCGAAGUUCGGGAUACAGAAGAGGUCUCACCAAGGAAAUCGUUGACGAAAAACUUCUAUCCUAAUCUGUCAGUCUUGUAUCCUCACCCGCAGUACAACAUAUCGUGGACAUCGCGCUUUUACAUACCAUAAUUGAUCACUGUCUAUAGUCGUUUCGGAGCAUUCAUUGACUUGACCUUGUUAGCAGUAAAACCCCGCUCUCAUUUCCACGACUAUGAGCUCCUGCUGAUAC
Molecule: messenger RNA, 860 nt
Organism: Suillus bovinus
Lineage: Eukaryota; Fungi; Basidiomycota; Agaricomycetes; Boletales; Suillaceae
Product: glia maturation factor beta
Exons: 4
Coding region: 266-760 (164 amino acids)
Biological process (GO): negative regulation of Arp2/3 complex-mediated actin nucleation; actin filament debranching
Cellular component (GO): actin cortical patch
Molecular function (GO): actin binding; Arp2/3 complex binding
Source: RefSeq, a predicted model, not a curated record